UUCCUCAGCUUCAACAAAACUUAAAUUCCAUUUUUGCCUUGAACAGUAGAACAGUAGCAACGGUUCACAUGUUCACUAACGGUUAAGAGGGCAUUCCAUUUGGCGGGAGAUCAUCCAAGAGCCACUUAGAGUGCUCUCAUUCUUCGUCGUCUUUUUCGUCUUCUUCUUCUUCUUCUCGAGGAUUGUUAUAAGAAAAAAGGGUUUUCAAAUCAAGCAGCCAUGUGGAGUCUUGAUUCUGAUUGGUAUUCUCCCAAAAGCCUCCUCAGCAGCCCCACCUAUUACGAUUUUCCGGGUGAUCGCUUCAUUCCCAACCGGAGUUUGAUGGAUCUUGAUCAAGCGAAGAGUUUGUUGACAAAUAGGACCAAAAAAUUUCAAAAUCCAAGUUUUGAUGAAAUGUACAGGCAGAAAGUUGAAAAGAAGUUGACUUCGGAUGCAGAUGGUAGACCAUUUAGAAUGUUGGUUUUCAGAGGAAGCCCAAAAUCAAGUAGAAAGUCUAUUCGUCACAUUGAUGAGAUGCGAGAAGAAGAGGCAGCCGCAUUACAAAAUAGUACCAAUCAGCAUCAGAUCCGUCAAUUGCCUAAGGGAGAAGCAAGGAUAUUGGAUGCACCAAACCUUAAGAAUGACUUCUACUUAAAUAUUAUGGAUUGGGGCAAGAAUAAUGUUCUUGGUAUUGCUUUGGGCUCAGAUUUGUACCUGUGGAACGCAGAGAAUAGGAAUGUAAUUAAGCUGUUCCAAGCCAUUGGCAGCGAUUAUCCCACGAGUGUUGCCUGGUCUGAAGAUUCCCAAUUUGUUGCAGCUGGCUUUAUGUCCUCUAAACUUCAACUGUGGGAUGCUGAGACUUCCAAAGCCGUAAGAAGUCUCGAAGGUCAUGAUGGAAGGAUAGCAACCUGUGCAUGGAAUGGUCACAUUCUAACAUCGGGAAGCCAAGACAAAUCUAUAAUCAACCAUGAUGCAAGGGCAAGAAGUAACGUGAUUUCCCGGCUACAGGCUCACUCAGAAGAGGUUUGUGGAUUGAAAUGGUCAGGAAGAGGCAAUAUCUUGGCAAGUGGUGGCAAUGAGAAUCUUUUAUAUAUAUGGGACUCCGCCAAAAUGAGUUCAUCCAAUUUCUUGAACUGUUUUAAUGACCAUUGUGCUGCUGUUAAGGCCCUUGCCUGGUGCCCUUAUCAAUCAGAUGUACUUGCAUCUGGAGGUGGCACACAAGAUGGAAGUAUUAAGUUAUGGAAUAUCCAAAAGGGAACUUGCAUAUGCAGCAUAGAUACCAAAGCUCAGGUUUGCGGACUAGAGUGGAAUAGGCACCACAAGGAGAUAUUAAGUGGUCAUGGGUUUAGUACUAGUUCGCAUCAGAACCAACUAUGCUUAUGGAAGUAUCCAUCCAUGAUUAAUGUAGGAUGCUUGAACCGUCAUGCUUCCAGAAUUCUCCACCUAGCUCAGAGCCCUGAUGGUUUGACGGUGGUAUCUGCUGGGGCAGAUGAGACUCUUCGGUUCUGGGAUGUUUUUGGUCCACCCAGUAAAGAAGGUUCAGAGAUGUCAGAGCUGGAUAAUCUCUUGUCUCUCAAGAUAUCCCCAAUAAGAUGAUGUGAAGGAGUUCGUUCUUUUAAGCUGGAUUAGUUUUGUGUAAAUAUUUGUUAUUGAUUGCUCAGUAUGAUCUGUGUCCAAUAAAUGAUUUAUUGAGAAAUACGUGUAAUUGGUGAGGAACA
Molecule: messenger RNA, 1697 nt
Organism: Prosopis cineraria
Lineage: Eukaryota; Viridiplantae; Streptophyta; Magnoliopsida; Fabales; Fabaceae
Product: cell division cycle 20.5, cofactor of APC complex-like
Exons: 8
Coding region: 220-1575 (451 amino acids)
Biological process (GO): positive regulation of ubiquitin protein ligase activity; positive regulation of anaphase-promoting complex-dependent catabolic process; anaphase-promoting complex-dependent catabolic process
Cellular component (GO): anaphase-promoting complex
Molecular function (GO): anaphase-promoting complex binding; protein binding; ubiquitin ligase activator activity
Source: RefSeq, a predicted model, not a curated record